UGUUGUUCGCUCGCAAUCUGUCAUCAAUCCAACAAGAAAAAAACGCGAGUUGUAAAUUUUGUAGGACAUUCCUUGUUUCGCCCAGAUAAGCUCCUGGAAAAUUGUAAAAAUUUAGUGAAUAUUGCAUCCAAAUUUGAAAUAUUAUUAGCUCAAACAGUAAACUGUGCAACAAUGAUUCGCAAGAAACUGUAACUCACGAAAACGGCUGCGAAUUUCAUCGAGACAGAAAAUUAUGGCUUCAACAAAGACGAAAAACAGAACGACUGCAGUUUGAGAAUCGAAAAGUGAAACUGCUAACUGCUCAACCGGCAAGGUCAGUUGGAACCUGAGAAACCAGCGUUGCGUGGAAGGCUCAUCCAUUGAUUGGCGCUCUAGAAGCUUCCGGAGCUUUUGGGAAUGUCUGGCAUGUUUAGUUACAAUAGAGAAGCAGUGCGGGUGAAAGUCAAGAAAUACGAGAACAAUGCGGAAACGGACACCCGAAAGUUCAGCGUAGACCCUCAGAUCACCAGUCUGGAGGUGUUGUGUUCGAUUCUGGCGAAGGCGUUUGAUCUACGGACGGAUUUCGGCAUCAGCUACAAGGCACCGGAUGCUACUGGGCAGGAAAACUACCUGGUAGUUCUAUCGGACUGGGACCUGGAAGCGGCUUUUCUAAGAGCACACAAUCAAUCGAUAGCAUCGAAGAGUGAACCGUGUCUCUACCUAAGGGUUGACAUCAAACCAUUCUCGGUCACUUCGGAAUGGGACGGAUCGGUGAACUCCGGUGGGAUUACCCGGGAACUGGUCUCGCUACAGCAAUCGAUUGGGGCGGGUCAGAAGUAUGUGCAGAACAAACUUCCGGGCCUGAUCAUGAAUCACAUGGAAAAGACGUUUUCGCUGGUGCAACGGGCGCUGAACUUGUCCGAAGACCCCAUGAUGACGCAAGCUAUACGACCUCCGCUGGCUGACGCUGAAUUUCGAACGUUUUGUGACUCGGUCGGACAGGUUGUGGAUCCGGCACAGCUGCGGAAGGUCAUUUAUUUGGGAGGAAUUGAUCCCAGCCUGCGGAGGGUUAUAUGGAAGCACAUAUUGAAUGUGUAUCCGGAGGGAAUGACCGGCAGGGAGCGAAUGGAUUACAUGAAAAAGAAAUCAGGUGAAUAUUACAAGCUUAGAGACGUGUGGCGCACAGCGGUACAACAGGGAAACAUUGUUGGCGAAUUGGCCUACGUGACGAGCAUGGUUCGAAAGGAUGUACUACGAACAGAUCGGUUACACCCGUUCUACGCCGGUAGCGACGAUAAUCAGAACAUAGCUUCACUCUUCAACGUGCUGACGACCUACGCCUUGAAUCAUCCGGCUGUCAGUUAUUGCCAGGGCAUGUCCGAUAUCGCUUCUCCAUUGCUGGUUACAAUGGCUGACGAGGCGCAGGCUUACAUUUGCUUCUGUGCCAUCAUGACGAGGCUGAGCUGCAACUUUAUGCUGGAUGGGAUAGCUAUGACCUUGAAAUUCAGUCACCUUUCAGAAUCGCUUCAAUACUACGACCCGGAAUUUUACGCCUAUCUUAAAAUGCACCAAGCAGAUGAUUUGCUGUUCUGUUAUCGAUGGUUACUCUUAGAGAUGAAACGAGAAUUUGCCUUUGAAGAUUCGUUACGAAUGUUGGAAGUCUUGUGGAGUUCACUUCCGCCUAUGGCUCCCAAAACCGAACUAGCUCUUUUUGAAAAAGAGUACGAACCGCCACCGGUGGAGCUUCCUCAACCCAAGAGUCCGACGCAGGUCGUUUUGAGGACUCCGCGUGAGAACCCCUACACCAAGAUAUGUGCUCUCAGACGACAGAGUUCGGCACUUUCGCUAAGUUCCUCGUGCACCAAUCCGGUCAAUAUUGUAAACGGUCCAGCAAAGCUGGAUGCAACGAAACGACUGAAUCUCAGUCUUGAUGAAAAUAUCACUCGUGAGACGUUAUACAACAAUAAGAACGUAAACAAGGUGCAUCAAAGUUUGGACGAGGCCAAAAUCUCAUUGGUGAAGCAGCGGAAAAUAAUUCGCAGCGUCGGCGACGACGAUUUACUGGAAUGCAACAACCCUGUUCAAGGCGCAAAAGAUGAAUCAGUCGAAGAAGACGAUAAUGUAUUUCAACCGCCCGGACUUCCACCGGUUUUACCAACGACGCUAGGAACAAAUCCGUUUUUGGACAGUCCACCGGAAUCCGAGACCCCAUCCGACACCCAAACUCGGAAUGAAACUGAAACGAGCCAUGCUCAAAAACCGCUCCAAAAUCAAACAGUAACGGAAGCGAAGCCCACGCAAAGUAGGCAGCCACAAUUGCAGCAGCAGCAGCAAUAUCAAUCGCAACCACCCAGUGGAGAGAACAGUUCGCGAAACUCGCCCAUCAGCAGAAGCAAAAGUCUAUUCUCGGCAGGUACGGGAAAUUUGAUUGCACGGCAGCUUAAUAGCCAGCGGAAGAACUUCAGCUCCACGAGUGGGGGUCAUUUCAAAGAUUUGAAAGAGAAGCUGGCUGCUAGUAAGAAAGGGAUAUUUGCCUCGCUAGACAAGUCGGACGCUGAGAUGUCUUCCGGUGCCGGUCCGCAAGGAGACGAUCGCAAGCCCAAGCUUGUAAAAAACUUCAACGAGUUCCUCAGUUUCGCAGCUAUGAACCGUAGUCGCAUAAGCGACCGACUGAACAAUAAACGGAUUACAUCGUCGCUGGAUUCAACCGGUAGUACCGUGACCAUUACGACCGGUUCGUCCAUAACUGUGGACGAUGAUUCUACGGAGACAAUCGAGUACGAUGAACUGAAACCGAAACCGCUGAUCAAGCUGACCAAGUCUUCGUUCGAUGAUUCGGAUUCUUCUAGCGUUGGGGUGGCCGAUUCGUUCACGGCAGUGUCCCGUUCCAGCGACAACAGUAGCUUCAUCGUGGACGACAGUUCGGUUUCGGUAUCGCCAGUCCAUCAGCCACUGCAAGAGAUCGACAUCAGCAAUGGGGAGGAGGAUGAAGAGAGCGAAAAACUGCAGUUCCAGCAACAGCAAACUCAGGACGGUAGCAGCCCAGAUGACUCCCAGGAGUACUUCCCAAUGACAACUUCGAUGACUCGAGAGCUGAGACUGGAACUCGAGAAUCUGGAUCGGCACGUCUUCGGGACUGACUUCCACAGUCAGCAGCGAUUCUACACGCUGGGAGGUUGCAUCGAUCUUGAUACUCCACCGGAAAGCGUGGAUUCUAUCAAAGCUUUUACGCAAACAGAGCCCAUCAGUUAUCGAAAGCUGAAUCAGAAUGGUUCCGGGGACGCUAUGGAGAUUCAAUCUGUGGAUGAGAUAUGUGAUCUGAAAGAACUAUCCAGCACAGAUGUGGUUCGGUACCGGGAGAAGAAGCGUCCUAUAAGUGACAUCGACAUUGACAGCAAGCGAGUCAGUACCUCCAGUGCCAAUGCGGACAUAUUUGUGUGGGAGAAUCCACUGCAUCAGGUGGAAAGUCCUCUUUCAACCGGUGGAGGUGAAUUGUCGCUUUGUCGGCCCCUUACAACCAUGAUUGAGCGCAGUGCGACCACUCCCGAUGAACAUCCGGAACUUGAGUACGACGGUGAAAUCAUCGUCGAAACGGGUGCUGGUAAAAAAUCUGUCACUCCAAUACGCCUAAUUCGCAGGACAGGUGACCAUUCCAACAGUACCUCCAAUCGGAAUUCAAUGGUGCUCCUAGAUUCCGAUUCGGACGAUUCUCCUGAGAAACCUCCCGUGGUUGGUUUUAGAUUUCAUCCGAACAAUCCUUUUUACGAAGAAAAUUUCUCCGGACCGAUUCGUAUCCCAGCCAAAAUGGCAACGGCCUCCCCCUUCGAGGGAACACUGGAUAUUCCGCAGACAACGAACAUCGCAGGCUCCUGCAAUUCCUUCGAGGAAGCAUCCGAAGCUUCCAAGGUAGACUUAGCUAUCCAACAGCCAUCGGUUAACGUACCAACCAACGUGGCAGUUCCGGAAAACGCCGAUUCCAUCAAGGUGGCCGGAGUGCUACCGCCUCCGCAUGAGUUCGGAGGUGGGAAUCCGUUCCUGAUGUUCCUGUGCUUGACCAUUCUUCUGCAGCAUCGGGACUACAUCAUGAAAACCGGCAUGGACUAUAACGAGAUGGCCAUGCAUUUUGACAAAAUGGUACGGAAGCACAAUGUGGUGCGGGUGCUGAAUCAAGCACGUCAAAUGUACGCCGAGUAUCGGAGGAUGUAUAUGCAACAGCAGCAGCAGAGGAGCAACGGGGGAAGUGCCAGUAUGAGCAGCAGCAUGUAUGGGAAUCUAGGAGGGGAUGCAACGAAGAUGGUGAGCAACGGGACGGUACAGCCGCGAAGGAACACGACAAGUGGGUUGACCUUCAUAACGUAAGCGGUGUGGCAGAGAGGCAGGUACGCCCAUACCUGCACUGAGAUUACCGGAGAAGCAAAGCUGGAACACAACUGUGAUGUGUGAAGUGAAACGCGUGAGAAAAUUCAAUUUCAUGAUGACAAAACUCCAAACCUCUCGUAAGGUCAGACAAGAUGCACAAUGAACCCACACGGCCGACUUUUGUUUCUAAGUCAACCAUCAUCAUCUACCUGUUUCUAUCUAGUUUUCCAAAGAUUCUUUGGCCUCAUUUGAGUUGUGAUAUUUAUGAACUGACUGAUUUAAAACAAAGUACUUUUAGUAUAUAAACUUUUACAGAAACAGUUUUUGAUUUUUAUGGUUUUACAGUUUACUAUUUAAGUUUUCUCGCUAUUACUUUUUAUUAUCGGCUCGAGACGUGCAAGUUACGAGAACCAUAAUCGCAUUUCAAACUUGAAAACUCAAUAUAUAAAACGAUUAUACAUAAUACCAAGCUGCAAAGUCAAUAAAUAGUUUUCGAUAAAAAAUAAACAUGAUAAAAGUUAAAGUCAACAUUACAAUUGCCUAUUUAGGGUACACGAUGCUAACGAUUAUACCAAAUAUAUAUAUUUACCAUUAACACUUCCCAGUUUUAGAGGAAAUAGAUAGACAUUACAAAAAAAAUAAGUCACCGAAUGAGUUUCCGUUUAUUUUCAAGUGGCAGUUGAUGUCUGUGUUCCCAGCACCAGUAGCCUAUAGAGAACAAAGUAGCGUGAGUAAAUGUGAGCGUAUUUCCUUAAUAAAAAAAAAUAUCCUUCGGCCUUCAUUCUCAACAUAACCAAAGGAAUAGAGCUUUCGUUUAGUUGCCAAGUUUACAACAAGUUUUGGAAGUUUGCAAAUUAAUACACGAGAAAAAUGUGAAACUGGGAUUUUAUCGGACUAAUCAAAACUUCCAAAAAACUCUCUUCCGUAACAGGAGAAAGAACGAGUCAAAGUUUUAGUCUCAGAAAACUGAAAUGCCAUCUUAAAAAUAGCGACAGUCAUAAAACGUAAUACAAUAAACAAAAGUAAUCAGCACAAACAGAACAAGAAGAGCCAUAAGUUUCGACUACUAUGAAAUUAUAAACACAACAUCAAAUGCUUUCAAACCGUGUAGGAAAUACAAUAGAAGAAACUUGAAACAAGUACGUAUUUUGAAUGCACCUUCUGCUUUGCUUUGCAAUCAACGCGUAAAAAAAAAUAAUAAAACGGCGAACCGAAUAUUUCACAGGUACCAUGAACGCUAUACCCUUUUUCUUGCGUAAUAUCCAUUCAUUGAGGUCCGUGUGUUAUUAACACUAAGCAAUACAAAACAUUCUUUAUCAAAAUAUCGUCUAAACUAAACGAAACCUAAAUUGAAAGGAAAAUACUUGGUGAUCUCAUCAUUCCACUAUUCGUUAGGUCCGAACCUUCAGCGGUCAAGAAACAUUUCAGUCAACGUAAACUAUUGCUUACUGAAACUUUUUUCUUUCUGUAUUCACAUUUACAUAAUCGAGUUUUAUACAGUAAAUCACCGAAAAUUGUCAGUAAUAAUUUAAAUUAUGUUUAACUUAAACUUACAUGCUAGGGUGAAUGAGUGGAUACCAGGCUAGCAAUGAUUGAAACAAGCACUAAUCUAAGAGAGGGUUGAUCACAGUGAGGACUUUUAAAGUUCCAAUCAAUAUUAGCUCGGAAGAAAAACAAUAUGGAUGUUGAAUCUAGUGAAGCAUAUUAAGCUAGGAAGAGAAAAUUAUUCAAAUAAAUCAGAAUAAAGCUCGGAUUCCAGUGCAAAUCCAAA
Molecule: messenger RNA, 6109 nt
Organism: Aedes aegypti (yellow fever mosquito)
Lineage: Eukaryota; Metazoa; Arthropoda; Insecta; Diptera; Culicidae
Exons: 6
Coding region: 397-4338 (1313 amino acids)
Biological process (GO): regulation of autophagosome maturation; activation of GTPase activity
Cellular component (GO): autophagosome
Molecular function (GO): GTPase activator activity
Source: RefSeq, a predicted model, not a curated record